Messenger RNA from Elaeis guineensis (African oil palm), 1127 nucleotides. RefSeq names its product NADPH-dependent pterin aldehyde reductase. Lineage: Eukaryota; Viridiplantae; Streptophyta; Magnoliopsida; Arecales; Arecaceae. Gene Ontology annotation, cellular component: cytosol. The record is from RefSeq and is a predicted model, not a curated record. Gene Ontology annotation, molecular function: oxidoreductase activity, acting on the CH-OH group of donors, NAD or NADP as acceptor. Gene Ontology annotation, biological process: folic acid-containing compound metabolic process.
UGACGGUGGUUCUGAAGGGAGCCGGGGCGCCGAGGACGGUGCUGAUAACUGGGGUGAGCCGCGGCCUCGGGAGGGCCCUCGCCCUAGAGCUGGCCAAGCGCGGACACACCAUCAUCGGGUUUGCCCGCUCCCAAGAAAAGAUCGACGCCCUCCUCGCCGAGCUGCCCUCCGACGACCCCGCUCCCUCCUCCUCCCCUUCCAAACACCUCAUCAUCCAAGCCGACGUGAGGUCGGAUAGCAGCAUCAAGGAGUUGGCGAGGCUUGUCGUGGAGACGAGACGGGUGCCCGAUAUCAUAGUAAAUAAUGCAGGCACAAUAAACAAAAAUAAUAAAAUAUGGGAUGUAUCAGCAGAGGAAUUUGAUAUGGUGAUAGACACUAACAUUAAGGGUGUUGCAAAUAUACUUCGGAACUUCCUGCCAGUUAUGAUAGAAAAGAAGCGGGGAAUUAUUGUCAACACAUCUUCUGGUUGGGGAAGAUCAGCAGCUGCAGAGGUGGCACCCUAUUGUGCUUCAAAAUGGGCAAUUGAGGGUCUGACACGGUCUGUUGCAAAAGAGCUGCCUCCUGGUGUGGCUGUUGUUGCACUUAGUCCUGGUGUUGUAAACACUGAAAUGCUUGCCUCAUGCUUUGGGAGUUCUUCUGCCCUGUAUCAAACACCUGAAUCAUGGGCCCCAAAGGCAGCUACAUUUAUACUAAAUCUUACAGUGGAAGAUAAUGGUGCUUCACUCACCGUGUGAUGACAGCAUGGCUCACUCUAUUACCACUCCCUUGGUAUCACUGCUUAACUCUGACAUUUUAGUAACAAUUUCAGGGAACUCUAUAUGAUUUCUUUCAUAACUACUGUUUUAUGGAUUUGUUGUUACAAAUAUCUUGAGUUGUGAAACAACUGGCAUUUUGAUAAUUUCUGGAACUCACGACCGACGCAGACGAAAGAAAUGUAGAAUUAACCUGUAUUCCUUUAAGCAUGAACAUAUCUGGCUGACAACAAGUGCAAACAAAACUUUUGCCGUGUUCAUUAUGAUGUGAACUUAAAACUUUGCAAUGAACUGACAUGGACCUGUACUUUCGAAAAGACCAUAAAUCACCGAACCACAUUUCAUUAAAUUCUAGUAAAGGAUGGUUCCUUGGAA